Messenger RNA from Alosa sapidissima (American shad), 2288 nucleotides. RefSeq names its product zinc finger protein OZF-like. The transcript has a single exon. The record is from RefSeq and is a predicted model, not a curated record. NCBI's taxonomy places the organism in Eukaryota, Metazoa, Chordata, Actinopteri, Clupeiformes, Clupeidae. The coding region runs from base 212 to 1405 and encodes 397 amino acids.
GGAUGCCCUGUCAUUCUAAUUUACAUCAUAAAGGCUCCUGUCACUGAUUGGUUAGAUUGACCCAAUGGAUCAGAGAGAAAAAGCAUUAUAUAAACAUCAGAGUGGAGUCAAAUUUCUGAACUCUCAUGUUUAGAGGUGGGCAAGAGGAUGCUCUUUACACUUGUUUGAUUAUUCAAUUGAAUUUUCUCAUAUCACAGAACUGGAGUCUGAAAUGUCAGGAUUUACUGAACCAACACUGGUGCCCAUGCCAGUGAAGAAGAUAAAAGAAGAAGAGUUUGAUGAUUUUCUUCAAGAAUACCUGUUUGCAGUUCAGAAAGAAAAAGAAAACCCUGGACUGGAUCAUGACUGUAAGUCUGAAACAUUCCUAUCAACAACCUUAAACUGUGAAGACAAAAAGUCUCCAUUGAUUAAAAUAAACCAGGAGGAAGACUGUAAUCUCAGAGAAAUUAUUCAGAAAGAUGAGAUGAGACAUGCUGAGGUUAAGGCACAUCUUAGUACUGAGUGUGGAAAAGCCUUUUCUGAGAUGAAUCUUCUAAAGUCACACCUGAGGAUCCACACAGGAGAAAAGUUUCAUCAGUGCUCUGACUGUGGAAAGGCCUUUGGUCAAAAACAUACUCUCAAGGAACACCAGAGGAUCCACACAGGAGAAAAGCCGUAUCAGUGCUCUGACUGUGGAAAGGCCUUUAGUCAAAGUUCUAAUCUAAUGAAACACCAGAAGGUCCACACAGGAGAAAAGCUGUAUCAGUGCUCUGACUGUGGUAAGGCCUUUAGUCAAAGUUCCUAUCUAAUGAAACACCAGAAGGUCCACACAGGAGAAAAGCCGUAUCAGUGCCCUGACUGUGGAAAGGCCUUUAGUCAAAAACAUACUCUCAAGGAACACCAGAGGAUCCACACAGGAGAAAAGCCGUAUCAGUGUUCUGACUGUGGAAAGGCCUUUGGUGAUGCGUCAACCCUCCUGAAACACCAGAGGAUCCACACAGGAGAAAAGCCUUAUCAGUGCACUGACUGUGGAAAGGCCUUUAGUCAAACUUCUUCUCUGAAGGUACACCAGAGGAUCCACACAGGAGAAAAGCCUUAUCAGUGUACUGACUGUGGAAAGGCCUUUAGUCAUUUUUUUUCUAUCCAGGUACACCAGAGGAUACACACAGGAGAAAAGCCGUAUCAGUGCACUAACUGUGAAAAGAGAUUCAAGACUAGGUCACAGGCCAACGUCCAUCAGCGCACACAUACAGGAGAAAAGCCGUAUCAGUGCUCUGACUGUGGAAAGGCCUUUAGUCGAAUAUUUAAUCUUAAGACACACCAGAGGAUCCACACAGGAGAAAAGCUGCAUCAGUGCUCUGACUGUGGAAAGGCAUUUGGUGACGAGUCAACCCUCCUGAAACACCAGAGGAUCCACACAGAAUAGUUUUCAGAUCAACACCCAUAAUUGCACGCAUACAGGAGAAAAGCCACUUCAGUGAUCUGACUGUGGAAUGGCCUUCAGCUAAAGGUAUCAUCUAAUUGGACACCAGAAGAUCCACACAAGAGUAAAGAUAAUGUACUACAUGUGGUAAGAGUUUCAGUCGAAACUCAACUCUUCAGACCCACCAGAGAAAACACACUAGAGGUAAAUAUCAACAAAACUGAUUUGACUGAAAUGGUAUUUGAAUAAUAUUGAGGUCAAGAUUUACCAAAACAUGUAUGUGCACACAAAAUGGUGAAACUGCAUAAAUAUUUUGGUGUUUUUGGUUUCGGAAGUCUUUGAAUCAAAUGUUUAAUGAACUGUCAUAGAAUUCAAAAUUUCACAUUUACUGAGAUACAGUACUCUUGAUUGAUCCUAUUCUAUUGAUAUUCUAUUUGAUCCUAUUCUAUUGAUAUUCUAGUUGAUCCUAUUCCUUGAUGUACAUGUUGUUUACUAAUGAGCUGAAUGAAUAUGAGACCAAAUCUGAAUAUAAAGAGAAACACCUCAUGAGAUCAGACAUACUGUAUAAAACUACAACUAAAAGUUGCGAUGCAAAAGCUCUUAUAAAUAUUACUAGUUGCUUUGAGAUUUUGGAAAUGUUAUUCUAUCAUUGUAAAUAAGUGUGUAGAAUAUGUACAAAUCAACUCUGCAUGACUAUGCCAAUGACAAGGUAUCUCAUAAUGCCUGAUUGAACAAAUUCAUGUUUAUUUUUUACAUGAAAUGGAAUGUUCUUUAAAAAAACAAAAUAAUAAACAAAACUCAGAAUUAUUUGGAAUAAAUGUCUUACCUUCUGAUGCAAAUGAUUAAGUCUUUGGGAAGUUGCAACAAAAAUAAAAGUUAUAAACAU